GUGGAGAGAGGAGGUCAGUGAAAGAACAACAGAAGCCGAGAUGUGGACAGAGGCACGGAGCAGUUAGCGGUAUCCGGCCGUCCGGCCGGCUGUGCGUCCGUCUCCAUCAGUGCCCUAAGGCCUUGCGGGAGUAGCGUCGUUUUGUGCAGUCGAUUUCCGCAGAAACCCGUGUACUCGUCCAACUUGGGCUGCGUCGAGAGGACGACAGAGCGCGCUGCAAUUCGUGCUUUGAGCUCACUCAAACCUUCUGGAACGUCGUCGGGGUUUUUCGACGGUUUCGCAGCGCUGUGCUCCUGAGCGCGAGCUUUGUCGAUACGACCUGGAAUGGUAGCGGCCGACGAGUGCUUGGUUAACUGAGGCGGAAUUUCGGGUUUUGGAGGUCUGUCGGCCGCCUAGAAUGGGGAAGUCGAAGGUCUUUAAUCCGCGGGUGUUCUUCGAUAUCACAAUUGAUGGCGAUCCUGCGGGGAGGAUGAUUAUGGAGCUCUAUGCUGAUACUGUGCCCAAGACAGCAGAAAAUUUCCGCGCCCUUUGUACAGGGGAGAAGGGUGUGGGUGCUGUGACAGGAAAAGCCUUGCAUUUCAAGGGGAGCAUCUUCCAUCGUGUCAUUCCGGGAUUCAUGGCUCAAGGAGGUGAUUUUUCAAAGAAAAAUGGCACAGGAGGAGAGAGUAUCUACGGCGGCAAAUUUGCAGACGAAAAUUUCAAACAUUCACAUGAUGGGCCAGGGGUUUUGUCCAUGGCCAAUGCUGGCCCAAACACGAAUGGUUCUCAGUUUUUUAUAACCUUUAAAUCGACUUCGCACCUCAACGGGAAGCAUGUGGUUUUCGGAAGGGUGGUAGAGGGUUUGGAUCUCUUGAAGAAAAUCGAGACUCAGCCAACUGGCCAGAGGAACAUUCCAGAAGUUCCUAUCAAAAUUGCCAAUUGUGGAGAGAUUAUGCAAGGGAAAGACACUGGGGUGCCUGCUUCUGACGCGGAAAAGAAGAAAGUGAAGAAGGUAAAGGGUGGAAGGCAUGAUACAUCUAGUGAUGAAGAUGAGUAUGAAGAAGUGCGAGGCAAGAAGAAGCACCGAAAGGUUUCCAAAGAUCGUCGUAAGAAGAAGAGAAGACGCCAUUAUUCUGAUUCUGAUUCUGAUAGUUCAACAGAUUCAGAAUCAGACUCAAACUCGUCUUCUGAAAGUGACUCAGAAUCCCCAUCUUCAUCUGACCUCAGUUUUUCAAGUGAAGAGGAUCGGAAGAAGAAAAAGAGAAAACCUGUUAAGAAGGAAAAACGCAAAUCCGUGAAGCGGAAAAGGGAUAAGCGCAAAGAGAAAAGGAGAAGCAGGAAGGAUAAAAGGUCGAAGAAGAAGUCCAAAUGGAGCUCUGAGAGUGAAUCUAGCGAUUCCGAAGUUGACACCGACAGUUCCACCGAACCGGAUAGCGGUACGGAAAGCGACAGUGAGAGUGAUGCUAAAGAACCGAGGUCGAAGACGAAAGCUUCUGUUGGUGCUACCAAAGCCAGCAAGAAGGCAGCUUUACCAGGGAAAGCUGCUGCUGCUACACAGCUCCAAGCUGUGCAGAAGGUACAAGGAGGAAAAGUUAUCGGAAAUCAAGUACAAGAAGAAACUAUGGAAGCUGUGAUUUCAAACACGCGAGAUGUAUAUCCCAAUGCAGGGUCACUGGAAGUUAUGAAAAGGAAGGAAGAAUUCGAGCUUUCAAUGAAGCCCAAGAGCAUUCCUUCUCCUAUUCGUGGGCGAAGUGACUCGAGAAGUCGAAGCCGGAGUUUGAGUAGGAGCAGAAGUGCAAGUCCAGUGCGUGGAAGCCCAAGUAAGACGGAAAGUCUGAAGCCAAGCAUAAGCCGAACACCCAGCCGAAGCGUCAGCAUCAGCCCCAUCGCAAGUCCUGUUCGUGAGAAAAGCAAAACGCCUGUGCCACAGGCCCUGCGAUCACGAAGUGUCACACCGGCGCGAAGUCCCAGUCCUGCUGAUGGAACCCCAAAACGGAUCAGGAGAGGUCGCGGUUUCAGUCAACAGUACUCGUAUGCCCGUAGAUAUAGGACACCUUCUCCUGACCGAUCACCUCCAAGGUCUUACCGAUACGGUGGAAGAGGGCUGGAUAGAGACCGUGAUAGAUAUGACCGAGGAAGUAACUACAGAUUUGGAGGAGGGUACAGGGGAUACCGGGAUCGAUCCCCACCCAGAAGAAGAAGCCCUCCGAGGGGAAGAACACCACCAAGGCACAGGAAGAGCUAUAGUCGCAGUUUAAGCAGAAGCCGCAGUCCAGUAAGAGGUCCAGUAAGGAAUCCGCCCUACAGACGAACAAACCGACUCAACGACAGCAAGUCACCAGAACCUGGCAGUCCGAUUUCCAGCCCGGAGGCACCAAGGAUGAGUGAAACCUUGCGGGCACGUCUUGGACCUCGCGUUGGAGGAGCUCAGGGUAAGGAUGCGGAUGGCAACGGUGCACCGAAACUGAAAAGAAGUCGCUCAUACGACAGACGGAGCUAUUCAGGAUCAAGGUCUCCCCGCAGAUCGCCUUCAGAGAGUCCAUCUCCCAGAGGUCGGGGAUUGGUCUCUUAUGGAAGAAUGAAAGAAGAUAGAUCCCCUAGACAAGCCCAAUCUCCGUCAGUCUCACCGAGCAGGUCUUCAUCGAGGAGUCCGUCGCCUCCUCCCAGCAAACCAGGUCUCGUUUCUUACGGUGAAGGGAGUCCUGAUUCCCGCUCGAUGUCUUGAGAGAUGAGUUGACCAACAAAACUUGUCAACCACAGCAGCGUGGAUGUUAGAUGAUUCUACCUACCGAGUCGAUCUUUAUAGAGUAGCACAGAAAGCUAGUUUCACAUUGACGGGUAAUGUUUGCCCACUCCCUUUUUGAUAAUCUUUCCGAAUUUCUAUGAUGUGUCCCUAUGCUUCUUUAUGGCCUAUGUAAUCUACAUUUAGUUUCA
Marchantia polymorpha subsp. ruderalis is the source of this 2913-nucleotide messenger RNA. Lineage: Eukaryota; Viridiplantae; Streptophyta; Marchantiopsida; Marchantiales; Marchantiaceae. The record is from the annotation of a GenBank genome assembly.